This is a messenger RNA of Lycium barbarum (goji berry), 2197 nucleotides long. RefSeq lists its product as uncharacterized. NCBI's taxonomy places the organism in Eukaryota, Viridiplantae, Streptophyta, Magnoliopsida, Solanales, Solanaceae. The record is from RefSeq and is a predicted model, not a curated record. Bases 283 to 1599 code for a protein of 438 amino acids. The transcript is spliced from 5 exons.
AAAAAAUAGAAGGAAAAAUUAUUCACUUAUUUCUAACCUAGAGGGGAGAAAAAGGACGAACAGAAGGAGCUUUGUCAAUUAAUGUUGAAGGAGCAGUGAAGCUUUAUUUUAUUUCCACCAAAUACAAAGGCAAUCAGAUUUUGAUCGUUCAGAGGCUCUACGCAAAGGGAAGACAUUAGUUUGAUUGUUCGUGGCACCCGCUCGGCAUUGAGAGUACGAUCCAGGUUCCAGUUCUACACCCCGUGGCUGAUACGCGAGGGUGACAUCUUUCAGUCAUUCAGGAUGGUGAGGACGCGAUCGACCGCUACUGGAGGCCAGGAGCCUGCACCUGCACCCGCACAUGCAUCCAUACCCGUUGCCCGAGCAGCUGUCCGUGGGCGAGGCAGGGGACGUGGCGGAGGACAUGGCAGGGGCAGAGGCCGUGCAGCUAAUCCAAAUAGGAACCAAGCACCAGCACCUGUUCAGGACCCUGACAGAGAUUUAACUCGGGAGCUUGACGACAUUUCGGGAGAGGAGAUUAGGGCUACUGAGGCACAGCCUGGGGUCGCAGCUACUCCUGAUUUUCAGGAGGAUGUGUUUCGAGUGUUGGGGUACUUUGACAGUUUGGCUCAGGCGGGCAUGAUUCCAGUUGCUCCAGAUGGCUCGCAGACUAAAGUGGGAGGUCAUACUCCCGAUGCUACGGUUGCUCCAGGAUUUAGAACAUCGAGGGUAUUGCCGGCAGCAGCAGUGGCUCCCCGUAUUGAUGCUGUUCCAGCGCCUGAUUUUGCUCUAGGGCCUAUGGAUGGGCCAGUGUUGACCAGCGAGGAGCGAAAAUUGUUCGAGGGAUUUACCAAAAUGUCUCCUCCUUGGUUCUAUGGUACUCCCGGGGAGGAUGCGUAUGAGUUUAUUGUUAGCUGCCAUGAGAUGCUUCAUAAGUUAGGUGUAGUGGAGUCUCAUGGGGUCGAUUAUGUUUCUUUCCAGUUAGUUGGGGAUGCCAAGCAGUGGUGGAGAUCGUACAUGGAGUGUCGACCAGUUGGAUCGCCACCUUUGACCUGGACCCAGUUCUACCAGGUGUUCCUGGAGAGAUAUGUUCCUCGUACUCUGAGAGACAACAAGAAGGAUGAGUUUUCGACAUUAGAGCGGCGAGGUAGGACGGUCGUGGAGUAUGAGACCAGAUUUCUCGCUUUGUCCCGUUAUGCGACGGCAUUACUUCCCACGGAGGCUGAGAGAGUGAGGAGAUUUGUGAAGGGUUUGGACCUUCCGCUUCGACUGGCCACCUUACAGUUGGAGGCUUCUGGGGCCUCAUUUCCGUCAGUUGUACAGCAUGCCCAGAGGGUCGAGUCAGAGAUGGGUCGGGCACAUAAUAGGGGUGGCGACAAGAAAGCUCGUAGAUUUGACAGUUUCGGAGGUCCUAUUAGAGGUGGGGGACACCAUGACAGGGUUCGUCAUCAUCCCUACAGCCGCCCCAUCCAGUCGUCACUACAGGCUUUAGCAAGUGGUUCUUCAAAUUAUAGUGGGAAAAGUUCUAAACAGACUUCCCGAGGAUCUUACUCUCAACCCUUAGACCCCGGUGGGUAUUCUGGUUUUUCUAUGACAGUUAAGCAGCCUAUGGCCAGAUGAGCAUGUUUUGAGUGUGGUGAGACAGGGCAUUACGCGAAAGAGUGUCCUAGAUCCAGGCAGGGUUCUAAGGUUCAAAUAUCUAGGCCGCAAACACUGCCAGCUAGAGAAGGAGGAUAUUCUAAUAAAUGGGGUUCGCAGUGGAGUAUAGGUGGCCAUUAGCCUAGCAGAGGUGGUCAUCAGUCUGGUAGGGGAAGCACUCAGUCAGUGAGAGGAGGAUCUCAGGCAGUCCGUGGUGGUCGUGGAGGCACACAGUCCGAAGGUGGACGUUCCCAUUUCUAUGCUUUUCCGGGUAGACCAGAGGUCGAGGCCUCUAAUGCGGUUAUCACAGAGUACGAUCCAGGUUCCAGUUCUACACCCCGUGGCUGAUACGCGAGGGUGACAUCUUUCAGUCAUUCAGGGUGAGCUACUUGGUCAUCCGUGGCCCCUGAAGGACCUCCUCUAUUUAUUCUGUUUUUGUAUUCUACAGACAAUAUGUAGCCUUCUGGCAUUUUCAGACUUCUAUUCGGUAAUAUGUUAGCGCUCUUGUACCCUUUGACCAUAUUUUUGGGAUUGUCGUGACAUUUCUAGUUAUGAUAAGUAUUUAAGACUUGAUAACUUA